This is a messenger RNA of Arabidopsis arenosa, 1423 nucleotides long. The record is from the annotation of a GenBank genome assembly. NCBI's taxonomy places the organism in Eukaryota, Viridiplantae, Streptophyta, Magnoliopsida, Brassicales, Brassicaceae.
UCACCGGAACUCGUAGUAUGAAACAAUGAAUUUGAUCUCAAGAACAUUGACAAGAGUAGUGUCUUCGUCACUAUACCACUCAAGAAUAGCGAAACUCCCCCCCACUCAGAAAUGGGUAAUCUCGCAGCAAAUCCGCGUUUUCUCCGCCACCGUCAUCGGAAGUGGAGGAAGGAAGCCUUGGGCUAAAGCAUCAGUGAAACCACCGCUAAAUGUUGCGGCGGAGAAAGAAUCGACUCCACCGAAGAUGAUUGAGUACAAACCGGAAAUUUCAAAUUGGAUCAACUUAAUUGGAUUCGUUGAACAACCAGUUCAAUUCGGUCCUUGCUCCGAUGGAAAAUUCUGGGCAGGAACUGUUAUUUCGCAGCGUUCGGGUUCAAAAUCAUCUAAUUUCUGGAUUCCGAUUAUAUUCGAAGGAGAUUUAGCUCAAAUUGCAGUUCAACAUGUAAAGAAAGAAGAUCGGAUUCAUGUUUCCGGGAAGCUGUUUAUAGAUUCGCCUCCUCCGAAUGUGACAUAUUCUCAAUCCAAUGUUCAGGUUAUGGUUCAGAAUCUUAACUUCGUACAACCUGAAACUUCUCCGGCUAAGACGAUCUCACCACCUGAAAAAGAAGUAAUUAGCACCAAGAAAAAGCCCGCAAGAUCCAAAAAGGUUAAAGUCAUAGAUGAAGAAACUUCUAAUUCUUGGAAGCACCUUAUUGAAAAUCCUAAAGAGUGGUUGGAUCACCGUGGGAAUAAAGCUAACGGGCUGGUAAAGCCAGGACAUCCCGAUUUCAAGAUGAAGGUUGGUCGUUUGUCUCUGUGGCUCAGCACAGCUCCUGAUUGGGCUUUGCUUAAACUCGAAGAGCUUGAGUUUGAUGUCUUAGUCCCUAAAGGAAACAUCAAACUGAAUCAACUUAAAGGAGAGGAAUCUUGGAAGGAUUUGGUUCAGAACCCAGAUAAAUGGUUAGACAACAGAUUAGAUAAGACAAACGUGAAAUACCCUGACUUCAAGCAUAAAGAGACUGGUGAAGCACUGUGGAUGACCAAUUCUCCUAUUUGGGUACUGUCAAAGUUACCACCUCUAAAGAAGAACCAAGAAAGACCUCUUACGUCCAAUACAGUCUCGCAGCUUGAGCUUGACGUUGUAGUACCUAAUGGAAAUCUGAAACAGCUUAAAAGAGAGGAAUCGUGGAAGAACUUGGUUGAGAACCCGAGUAAAUGGUGGGAUAACAGAUUAGACAAGAGAAACCCGAAAGCCCCUGACUUCAAGCAUAAGGAGACCGGUGAAGUACUGUGGAUAAAUAACAAUUCUCCGACUUGGGCACUGUCAAAGUUACCACCUCUGAAGAAGAACCAAGAAAGACCUGUCAUGGCCUAGUUUGUCUCUCGUAGCCUUAUGUUGAUUUUUGCCACCCACUAUGUAAAAAGGCCGUAUGACUUUAUCCAG